AUGGCAUAUUCGAAUAGCACUAGUGAUCGAAUGGACGAGUUGCGGUUUCGUAAUCAGCAGUCAUCGAGGAAUGAUGCAUCUAUGCUCGGUCUGGUUUCUCCUCCACGAAAUGGCAACCGAAUGUCACAAUCACUACAGCAGCAAGAGAGUCGUGGAGGACUGACGCGAAGGUUUACUACCGAUUCAGGGAGAGUGCCGACAAUUGCUUCCAUCACCAGCCAGCGCGGCACUCAAGAAACUCAAGAAUACGGCCCCUCGACGUACCAUAAAGUACAACUGUUAGAGAAAAAGAAACUCGAAUACGAGCGACUCCGUGAACAAAAGAGGCGCUUCGAGGCGGAGAUGCAAUUGUUGGACCUACAGCAACGAAGAGAAGAACAAGAAUUACAGCAAAUGCAAGAAGAUCUUGGUAGAUCUAAUAACAAUAAUAACAACGCCGGCCAUCAAUCAGAACCAACUACACCACCAGAAUUUAGGGAAACUUCAUCCGGUUUUCCUUCCGCAUUUUCUCGCCCCAAUAGAUAUUCGACAUCUAGCAUUACAUCCCCUCCAGGUCUCUACAAUCGCCCAGGAAGAUCUGGCUCUCAACUCACAUCACCUCAAUCUGGAACCAUGCAGUCCAGACUCGUGGUUGAUGAUAAGUUACCUUCCAAGUCUGUACCAGGCUCACGCCGCAAUUCAGAUGAAGAUGAGAAGGAAGAAGCAGUAAGACAAGAUCCAACCAGUCAUCGUUCUACCAAUGCUCUCAACAGAUAUUCUAUGCCCGUUACUAAAUCUCGUAACGGUAUGCACGAGAUGUUGUCCCUUGACCAAACCAAUACCGCGCGUUUCCUCUUCGGCGAAGAUGAAAAUGCUGCGCCCGCAAACGUUGACAAUUAUUUGAAAAUGAAUGCUACUGAUGACAAAUUUCCAAUUCUUGUUCGUCGCGACGAGUUCCCUGGUUUGCUUUCCGCUUCUUCUGCAGCACUUGACUUAGCCUUAUCUCAAUCACCUGCACCAGAAUCCAAUGGUUGGAGUUCGUUUGCCCGUCAUCGACCAAAUCAACAAAGCCUCCCAAUGAAUAAUAUUCAAUCUUCUCAACAAGUCGCAACCUCCGCUAGUCAAUCUAGCUCUGCCGAGUCUCCCAUCAGUGUUCGCCCAUCAUAUCGGCACUCUUUGGAUCUGAAGUUUUUUGAAGGCCCACAGGGUGGCACUGCCCAAGUAGCCUCUCCGCCAAAGCACGUUCAAGCCACGCCACCUAAGCUUCAAUCAUCUUAUUCUGCCAACGACGUUCCGACGGUUCGCACAGCCUCGAACGGCAUGCAAAGUAACAACAACACCCCUAACUCGCACGCUCAACAACACUUGCACAAUCAUAAUGCUAGCUUAGGUCGCAUUCCACCAAACGCGAUGAACAGACUAAGUCGUGAGAUGGCUUCUGGAGACAAUGGUACUAUGCGCGAGGCUCAGAAUGGUAGCUAUCAGUCAAUCCAGUCUGCUUUGCAAGCCAGUGCUGCACCAUUCGGCCCAGCCUUAACUCAAGGAAUGCCACAAGGCAUGUCGCAGGCUCAAAUGUCACCAUCUGUGACACCUCCUACCGGUCAACAGAACUUCCCUGCAUCAGUUCCUGGCUACUAUAACAAUUAUGGCAUGCAUAUGAUGAGCUUGGGAAUGCAGAACAUGCAACUUAGCCAACCAAUGUAUCCUCCUCCAAACUCCUACAACAAUUAUAGCAAUGCUAUGUAUCAGCACAAUGGUGGACAGAGAGAUAGUCAGGCACGAGUUAUUCAACAACGUCGUCAAAAUGAUGGCGAGGCAAUGAAUCGCUUUGCAAACGUAGCUCUGGAUCAGCUUGGUGGCGAGAUCUACGCACUUUGCAAGGAUCAACAUGGUUGCCGCUACUUGCAAAAGAAGUUGGAAGACCGCAACCCCGAGCAAGUCCACAUGAUCUGGCUCGAGACAAAUCAGCAUGUCAUUGAGCUCAUGACCGACCCUUUCGGAAACUACCUUUGUCAAAAGUUGCUUGAGUACUGCAACGAUGAAGAGCGUACUGUCCUGAUCGAAAAUGCCUCGCACGAUCUGGUCCGCAUCGCUUUGAACCAACAUGGAACCCGCGCCCUUCAAAAGAUGAUCGAGUUUAUCUCCACUCCAGGUCAGGUUCAGACCAUUAUUGGCGCUUUGCGUUUCCGUGUCGUUGAGCUCAUCCAGGACUUGAAUGGUAACCACGUCAUCCAGAAGUGUCUUAAUAAACUCUCUCCAGUAGAUGCUCAAUUCAUUUUCGAUGCUGUUGGACAACACUGCGUUGAUGUCGGAACUCACAGACAUGGCUGUUGUGUCCUUCAACGUUGCAUUGAUCAUGCUUCUGGCGAUCAAAAGGCUUGGUUGAUCAGACAGAUUUCGAACAAUGCCUAUGUAUUGGUCCAGGAUCCUUUUGGCAAUUAUGUGGUUCAAUACAUUCUCGAUCUCAAUGAGCCAAUCUUCACCGAGCCAUUGGUUGCUAUGUUCGCAGGACGAGUAGCUCAGUUAUCGAAGCAGAAGUUUAGUUCAAAUGUCAUUGAGAAGUGUCUUCGAUGUGCACAGGAACCUUCCAAGGACAUGUUGAUUGAGGAGAUGCUCCAACCCAAUCAGCUUGACAGUCUAUUGCGGGACUCAUUCGCCAACUAUGUCAUUCAGACUGCUUUGGACUACGCCAAUCCGAACAUGAAGACACGUCUCAUUGAGGCUAUCCGACCACAUCUCCCAGCUAUCCGCACCACACCAUAUGGCCGUCGAAUCCAAGCCAAGAUCCAAGGUAACGAAAACCGUGGAAAUACUUCGACUGGUCCCACCACCCCUAAUGACAACGAAACAGGCCAACUUGCUACUCGUCACCAACGUGGCAUGUCCAUCGCAUCAGUCGGUGCUUUUGUUAGCUCCCCUGGAGGAUUUCCAAAUGGCAUCGGUCCUGCACCCCUUACCAAUGGUUUGCCUCUUCCCGCAAUUCGAUCUCCACCUCACCAAGGAGCUGGCUUUCCACCGAACGAUCGCCUCACUUCCCCUGCCGCUGCUCAUCCAUACACCUAUGGUAGAGCUGGCCCGCAGCCUGGAGCGGGUGGUAAUUGGUUGUAA
Sclerotinia borealis F-4128 is the source of this 3087-nucleotide messenger RNA. Lineage: Eukaryota; Fungi; Ascomycota; Leotiomycetes; Helotiales; Sclerotiniaceae. The record is from the annotation of a GenBank genome assembly.